Messenger RNA from Epinephelus lanceolatus (giant grouper), 1414 nucleotides. RefSeq names its product methionine sulfoxide reductase B1b (gene msrb1b). The record is from RefSeq and is a predicted model, not a curated record. Gene Ontology annotation, molecular function: peptide-methionine (R)-S-oxide reductase activity. Gene Ontology annotation, biological process: protein repair. Lineage: Eukaryota; Metazoa; Chordata; Actinopteri; Perciformes; Serranidae. Gene Ontology annotation, cellular component: nucleus.
ACCAGAAAAGGAAAAUUAAGUGUUUGAUUGUCAAAAAUUUUCUGGGAGAGGACCCCCAACCCAUCAUUUCAUGUGUCCAUCCGUGUUUAAGUGAAACCUGCGCCCUUGUUUUUGUGAUCUUUAGAUUUAUUUAAUGUCUCAAUUUGAACCAAUUUUCUCUUAAAUCUAGAUUAGACAGACUCGUGAAUGUUUGUUCAGAAACAAAUCAUGGAGCUAAUAAUUUGUCUGUUUUAGGCUGAACUUUCCUUUCAGUGAAUACAGGGCUAGUAAAUACCUCCUUGGAGUACCAUCCAUCCACCUGCAGCUCCUGUGGUCAGACACUGACAUCUGGUGGUAAAUACAGGUAACAGCAGUGGGCGGAGCUCCCGGUAAAUCUCCAGCCAGGAUCACUUCACACGAGAGGAGGAAAAACAGGAGAGCGUCCGGCCGUUUGAAGACAGACUGAAACAGAUAACGGUUUAUUUUACCUUCAGCUGCUCCGUGCACACACCACAACAUGUCUUUCUGUAAAUUCUUUGGCGGUGAGGUCUACAAGGAUCAUUUCAAACCAGGUAUAUAUGUGUGCUCCAACUGUAACCAUCCACUGUUCGCCAGUCGGUCCAAGUUCGCCCACUCGUCUCCCUGGCCGGCUUUCACAGAGACCAUCAGAGAGGACAGUGUCACCAAGAUGAUGGAGACUCUCACUGCCUACAAGGUUCUGUGUGGCAAGUGUGGCAACGGGCUAGGCCACGAGUUUGUAAAUGACGGCCCAGAGGAAGGAGUGUCACGGUUUUGAAUAUUCAGUCACUCGCUCAAGUUUGUCCCCAACAAAGGUAAGGACAAGCAGUAAAGAGCGAGCUAUGACUUUCCACUCCAGCUGCUGUAUCUGCUGCUCGGUCCAGGAACUGUGAUCAGGUCGGGUCAGUGGGUGACGUGAACGGGAGAAAGGCCUGAGAAGGACGUCCUGUCCACUGAAGAAUCUUUGACCAGCCUGUGACACAGUGACAAGACCACACCUCUGCAAUAUCUUACAUUCCUUCAUUACCUCAUAUUUAAACACACAUUAACUUAUUAUUAUGUCACUUCUAAUACAGUGUGUCAGCAGAUGGCACUUUAGCAACAAUUCAGUUUUUUCGGACACAGAAAGAUGCAACAACAUCAUCUUUUUCACUGUCACUUAAAUUUCACAUUACUGCUGGUAUCAUUUACUCCCAUUCACCUCCUUAAGGUAAAUAGAACCAUAAUAUCUAUGCACCGAAGAAGUCCACCUUCCUUGUCAGUCUGCACUCUCUGUGGCUCUUUGUAUGUUUAUUUCAAGAUUAUUCAACAGCAAUGAAACUAACUGCAUUUAUCAGCUACAUUUUUUUCAUAUUUUUCAUGUACUGUAAGCAGGUUUACUUGAACAGAUACAAACAAUAAAUUAUAGUUUAACAGA